GUGUGUUUGCACGCUUCCUUGUUUGUUGUCGCCUGUUUGUUUGUGGCUUCAUCGUGAAUAAUUUGGUUUCUCAGGUUCAUGCAGGAAGUGUAGAAAUCUGAUUUGCAGGCGUCACACGCUGCUUCUGGCUCCUCUCAGCCUCACUUUGCCGCUGAAGGCAGAUGGUGCUGGCCGGAGCGCAUCCAGCUGCUGCCGACAUGGCGGCCUGGCCCGCGUGGAUGCUGCUGCUGCUGCUGCUGCUGUGUGUGAGUGAGCGAGGGCUCGCGCGCUGCUCAGUUCAACCCAUCGCGCCGCCAAAGCUCAGCAAAGUGUCCUGUCCACCCAUCAAAGCCCAAAGCCAGAUGUUCAGUUUCCUGCUGCUCCUCAACGACAGCUACGUCACUAAAAUACACCUGAGUAAGUCGGACUCCGCAGGGAGUCUGGUCUCUGGACACUUUGAGGUCACGUCCAGCGGCGCCUACGUCUGCAGGUCGGAGGGCAUUUAUCCUCCACCGUUCACGGAGGACUGUCGGUCCACGGCCGUCACCGAGGGCGGCCCUGAAGCCACAGAGGAGGGAACGCAGCCUCUUCCAGCAACCAGUGGCACCGUGGCCUCGGCCCGGCUCCACUGCCCCCCCCCCGGGCUGGUACCAGAGGUGGCGAUGUGGGCGGCGUGUGCUCUGUUACUGCUCUACAGCGUGUCGGUCUCCUGCAUCGCCGCCGUUCUAUGGAGAAAGAGACGAGUGGAGGACUGUGCCGUGUACAUGAACACCCGACGUGCAGAUCCCAAGAGGCCAGCGAAGCCUUAACACGCAUUUAUUACAUGUACAGGACACAGAGCGGCUCCGGGACCUUUCAGUACAAACAUCAGGACCAGAGUGUGGAAAUCAGAGGUGUCUCUGAGCUAUGGAGGUUUAUGAGACUCAAAAUUCAGCUGGCAAUACAUUUGUUAGGUGGCUAUUCAAUAUGCAAUAUCAUUCAUUCAUUCAUUCAUUCAUUCAUUCAUUCAUUCAUUCAUUCAUUCAUUCAUUCAUUCAUUCAUUUAAUUUGAAAAUGCAUUUUACAUUAUGUAAUUCAAUAUUAAAAGUGACAAUUCAACACCCAGUUUUAUUAAUAAAAAAGUUUAAAUUAAAACUUCAAUUGUAUUUUAUAUUGUCAUGUUUUUGUAGUCAUUAUUCAAAUGGAAAAUCAAUAUGCAUUUUCAAAUUAAAUGAUCAAAUAGCAUAUUGAAUUGUCAUUUGACAAAUGCAGCGCCAUUUCAUUUUUGAAUAAACCUCAUAAACCUCCAUCAUUCGUAUGUGUGUCUUACAAUGAACGCGUACGUCAGUCUCAUCGUGCGUGUGAAGAACUUAUUUUGUCUUUGGGUUUGAUCACUGCAUGUUUCUGAUGUGUCGCCUAAUUACUAUAAAUGAUCAAUAAACAGUUUUAUUAAGAAUUCA
Messenger RNA from Betta splendens (Siamese fighting fish), 1418 nucleotides. RefSeq lists its product as uncharacterized. The record is from RefSeq and is a predicted model, not a curated record. Lineage: Eukaryota; Metazoa; Chordata; Actinopteri; Anabantiformes; Osphronemidae. Bases 162 to 788 code for a protein of 208 amino acids. The transcript is spliced from 5 exons.